Protobothrops mucrosquamatus (brown spotted pit viper) is the source of this 3284-nucleotide messenger RNA. RefSeq names its product tRNA methyltransferase 6 (gene TRMT6). Gene Ontology annotation, cellular component: nucleus; tRNA (m1A) methyltransferase complex. The record is from RefSeq and is a predicted model, not a curated record. Lineage: Eukaryota; Metazoa; Chordata; Lepidosauria; Squamata; Viperidae. Gene Ontology annotation, biological process: tRNA methylation. The transcript is spliced from 12 exons. Bases 201 to 1877 code for a protein of 558 amino acids.
UACAUAGAGACGUCAAAUGAUAGAGCGGCCCUACAACCUUACGAAAAGAAAUUCCUAAGCGCGCAAGAGAGUUGCCGAUUGAUUGCAGUUGCCCGUUGUUGUUGUUGUUUUUAACGCUCGUCGGACUCCUUUUCACGUUGCCACUGUGGCGCCCCUCCCGAUCACCAGGGCGCUCAGCGCCUCUCUAUCCCUCGAUCUUUAUGACGAAAUGGCCGUCAAGACCAACCGCUCUUCGGAAGAAAGGAAACAAAGUCGCUUCCGUGGCUCGUGCUUUUGGGGGAAACCGGAAGAGGGCCUUUCCUGAGUUGGCGCUUGUGCAAGAGGGUUUUUUUUCCCCCCUUUUCUUUUUCCGCGUGGAGUUCGGUCAGUUUCCUCGGCGUGAGGACUCUGGAAGGGUCGCCAUGGAGGCGUCUCCGCGGUCCUCUUCUCCCCAUGUCAUCUGCGAGGGAGACUGGGCUGUUCUGAAGCGGGGGGACGUGUUCAAAGCGGUCGCCGUGGUGAAACGAAGAAAAAUUGUUUUUGAAAAACAGUGGUUCUGCUUAGAUAAUGCCAUUGGGCAUGUUUAUGGAACAUCAUUUGAAGUGACUAGUGGUGGUAGUCUUCAGCCAAAGCGGACAUUAGAAGAGAUGAACCCAGAAACAAAAGAAGCAGGUACAGAUAAUCGUAAUAUAAUUGAUGAUGGAAAAUCUCAAAAACUGACCCACGAUGAUAUAAAGGCUUUGAAGGAUAAAGGCAUUAAAGGACAGGAAAUAGUUCAACAAUUAAUAGAGAAUAGCACCACGUUUAGAGACAAAACAGAAUUUGCCCAAGAUAAAUACAUCAAAAAAAAGAAAAAGAAAUAUGACGCAGUUAUGACCAUCAUAAAACCAUCUACUCGUAUACUAUCAACAAUGUAUUAUGCAAGAGAACCAGGAAAGAUCAACUAUUUGCGGUAUGAUACUCUAGCCCAGAUAUUAACUUGGGGAAAUGUUCACGCUGGCAACAAGAUGAUAGUAAUGGAAACCUGUGCAGGACUGGUGCUAGGAGCUGUAAUGGAACGAAUGGGAGGUUAUGGAUCGAUUGUUCAGAUAUAUCCAGGAGAAGGACCUGUUAGAGCAGCCACAAGUUGUUUUGGAUUUCCUAAAACCUUUUUUGACUCUCUCUCUGAGUUCCCCCUCAGCAAAGUGGCCAGCGUUCUGUCUGGAACAUUUUCUUUAACAUCAUUGCCUUCAGUGUCUGAAGAGAACACACCAGUGGCAGAAGACAAAAAUGGUUCAGGGGAUGACAAGGAACUUUCUAGACCAGAAGUAGACAUGGAAUGUGGUCCUAAGGUAGCUAUGGAGAGCGGUCAACCUGAAGAUCAAGAAAUGGUGGAAUUUACAUCGGAGGCACUUGAUGAUAAAGCCAAGGGGACAACCUUUAAAUCUGAGGAAGGAAUUAGAAAGUUAAGUCCAAACCAGCCUAUAAAUACACAUGACAAACAAAAGAAACAGGAGGAAAAGAAGAGAAAGCUGAUAGAAGCUGCUGCUUUGUUGAAAAACAAGGAUGCUGAUGGUUUAAUUGUAGCCAGUCGAUUUCAUCCGGCAAGUUUAUUGCUCCUCUUGUUAGAGCUGGUAGCUCCUUCGAGGCCUUUUGUUGUCUACUGUCAAUAUAAAGAGCCACUACUGGAAUGUUACGCAAAACUGAGAGAGAAAGGUGGCGUCAUUAAUCUGAAACUUUCUGAAACAUGGUUACGAAACUAUCAGAUCUUGCCAGAUCGAAGUCAUCCCAAAUUGAUAAUGAGUGGUGGCGGUGGGUACCUACUGACAGGUAUCACUGUUAAAAAUGAAAGCAUAAAUACCAGUGACUGCUUAGACGAGCCAUCCACUAAAAAGCGUAAGCUUCAAGAGCACCAUUAAUGCCUCAAGAAAUUGUCCUUGUGUUCUGUUAUUAACUGUAUUUAAAGGCACAGCGGAAUGCACUUUGUUCUUUUCUAAAUCGGUCAGAUUCAGCCAAAUGUUUUUGUUGCCAAUGUCAUUCCAGACUCAGGUAGUCCCCGUAACAUAAUGGAGUUUUAUUUUAGAAGGAUAUGAUUAAGAAUCAGUCUUCCUGAAAAUGUUGCAAAAAUUGCAACUGAAAUCCCAACUUGGUUGUGUUUCAGAAUUUUAUUUUCAAUUCAGAAACCAUGUUCUUACUAAUCCCAUUAGUAAGAUUUUUUUUUUAACUAAGGUUUUUUUUUAACUAAGUGAAAUAAAUGUACUAUUAUCAGUGAGAGAGGCAAGACUGAUGCUAGACUAUUGCACAUUUUAACCAUUCUGAAUUUUUAAAAAAGUAAACAUCGCAUAUUGCUUCAGAAAUGUGAAAGUAACGCUAGCCUGUUUUCACUGAGCACUUUUUAAAAAAGAAAAGAAAAACUGGUUUCCAUCUUUUUAACAUGUGAUAACUAUUUUUAUGUGGAGUUUUUAAUCUGUAAAUCUGCAUUUCAAUAAAUUAUAUUGUUUUGUAGUACAUGCAUUAUUUUUUUCUUUUAAGCAGGAAAGUAUUGUUAAAAUAAGAAGCCUUCUGGAUGGCAACCAAACUGUUGUGUUUCCCAAUGUGCUUGUUGUCCCCCAAAGUUCACCUACCAUUGUGCUGGGCUCUGCAUUAUCUUGUAUUUGUGAAUUGACCCCCAUUCACCCAAAUUCAAACAACAUCUAGCCAGAUAUGUAUGUCAGUAGGGGCCACUAAAUUCUUGAAGCACUCUGGGGAGUCACAAGAUUUAGAACAUUGAUCAUAUCUUUCAGUUUUGAUUUUGGAUCUGUUGCUGCUUUUGCAACUUGAUUUAUUUCUUCGGUUCUUAGCACCUGUACAUUGCUUUUAUAAGCUGUCUUGAAUGGCUCAGGGAUAGAAAGUUAAGGUAUAAAGCGACUAAUAAAGAAAAAAGAGACAGAUCCAUUUUAAAGAGAUAUAAAAAGAGAUCCUUGAAAUAGAUUGAUUUGAUUGAAGAAACUGCAGGCCAGUGUGGUAAUCCUUCCAUACAUGUGCUCUAAAUCACUUUUUCCCCUUUGAAUCCAGAUCAUAGAGCAAUCCUUUGUUUUUAAUUUAAAAAGAUAAUCAACCAUCAACUUUAAGACUUGGCUUUUCCCCACAAGCAUUUGGGGCUGGUUGAAUGGGAUUCCCCUUCAGCUGUUUCUAUUAUGGUACUUGAUUCCAACUUAUAUUCUGUAUUUCAUAUUUAUACAGUAUAUCAUGUAUGUUUUAAUGUUACAUGGUUCUUUUUUUUGGAUGUUUUUUUUUGUUAUCGAACUGCCUGGAAUCACAUUGUUUGAGCAGCCUUAUGAAUCUGG